Molecule: messenger RNA, 1101 nt
Organism: Exserohilum turcica Et28A
Lineage: Eukaryota; Fungi; Ascomycota; Dothideomycetes; Pleosporales; Pleosporaceae
Exons: 2
Coding region: 1-1101 (366 amino acids)
Cellular component (GO): cytoplasm; nucleus
Source: RefSeq, a predicted model, not a curated record
AUGGAUCUCUCGACAGGUGCAACCGAACGCAAAGGAUCAGUGCACCAUGAUACCCAUGCCACGCCGCCUCAGUUCAUCCAGAGGGAGCAUUGGCGUUACCAAAGCAUGCGCAGAGCCGACUUGGAGAAUGAUCCAAACAUUUUUGACCUGAAUAAGCGCCACGAGUUUGACCAAGAUCGCAAAGAUAUCUGGCGCUCUGCAGGUGUCGUUCCUGCAGCUCAGAUCGAAGCUGCUUGCCAGGCUUACGCAGGUGGUAAACCACUAUCGGUACCUGCAGAAGACGCGCAGAUCUUCGAACACCGCGAUUUCCCCGGCCUGCAGGUCAUUUCGGGACUUCUCCCUCCAGAGACACAAGUCUUGUUCACGUCAUGCUUGAUGCAUAGAGAUUUGGCUGAUCCCGGACACAAGAUCAACCUUCAGGCCGACUAUGACAUUCCUUAUCCAUCCCAACCCACGUCAGAGGCAGUACGGUUCGACAGUAGCUUUUUCCUUCGCGAACGAUCUGCCCCAAAAGACUCACUUGUGCCAAAAGCAUCCGAAAAGCAGAAGCUCUUGAACAACGAGCAGUUCUUGUACACCAAACUUCGAUGGCUUACUCUUGGAGAACAGUAUGACUGGCCAACUCGCAGCUACGCGAAGCACGCUACCCCGUUUCCUGCAGACUUGUCCCGGCUAGUGACUGGUCUUUUCCCUCACAUCCGGCCAGAGUCUGGCGUGGUCUUGGUGUACUCGGCCAAAGACUUCAUGCCUGUACACCGCGAUGUUAGCGAACAAUGCCAACGUGCGCUUGCGAGCUUUAGCGUCGGGUGUGACGGCAUAUUCAUCAUGGCAAGAGGAGAGGACGAUGGAGAAGGCGACAAUGCGCCGAGGAGUGUCGCCAUUCGAGUCCACAGCGGUGACGUCGUGCAUCUUACAGGCGAUGCACGAUGGGCCUGGCAUGCAAUGGCACGCUGUAUCCCCAGCACAUGCCCUCCCCAUCUAGCCAAUUGGCCAGUCGGCACACCUGGCUCAACCCCGGCGGAAGAAAAAGCCUACAAGAAAUGGAAGGGCUACAUGGGUACUAAGCGCAUCAACGUCAGUUGUCGACAGGUUUGGGAUUAG